AUGUAUUCCAAAAUUGCCCUCGCUGCCUCGGCGCUGCUCGUCACUGGCUCAACAGCCAUUGACAUUCCAGCAAAUAUCAAGACAUUCUACAACAAUGUAGUAGCUCAGGGUGACUGCAAGACAAAGCUGGCUUCUGGUCUGUAUAGCUACAAGGACGGCCCUCCCGAUUGGUCAUACUGCGGCGAUCACCUUCAGGACUACGGGAUCAUCUACAUACAAGGCCAACAGGGCCAGCUCGCCAAUAUGGAUAUCGACUGCGACGGACAGCAGCGGGAGCCGAACAAUGGCCGCUGCGGUCAUAAUCCAUCCGACCAGUCCAUGACCGCCAUGCGAGACUACUUACAGGCGUACCAGAUUCCGGGCAUUACAGAUCUUAACACGUAUGUGCACCCGUAUAUUGUGUUUGGGAAUUCGGGCACAAAUCCUCACAACGUACCAUUCGACCCUCGAGAUCAUGGGGUGCAGCCCUUGAGUAUCGUACUAGUCGUUACGCCUGACAAUUUGGUUUGCGGAAUAUGGGGAGACACCAACGGCGGCGAACGCGAUGCUUCCUUCGUGGGCGAAUCCGCGCUCGCCACCGGCGAGCUCGCCUUCGGCGAUGAGGUCAACGGUACCGUCAGCCACGAGGCGAACGAUGUGCUGUAUAUCGCGUUCACGGGCGCGGACGCCGUCCCGGGAAAGAACGGCGCCGACUGGGCCGCGGACACGAAAGAAGACUUUGCUGCUAGCAUAGCAACCCAGUGCGCGACCCUGGGCACUGCGCUGGCGCGUCGUGCCAACGGAACAGUGAUUGUUCGGAUUCUCUCUCUUGUCAGGCUGGGAAGUGUGCACAACCGCAAGAUUGUAGCUGGGCCGGCCAUUGCACAGGAGCCUCUUGCAAGACGAAUGCUGAUUGCGGUGACAACCUGGUUUGCAAGCGUGGAAAUUGCGGGAAGACUAAAUAACGGACGGCAGUCUAUGAAGUAA
Molecule: messenger RNA, 966 nt
Organism: Neoarthrinium moseri
Lineage: Eukaryota; Fungi; Ascomycota; Sordariomycetes; Amphisphaeriales; Apiosporaceae
Exons: 6
Coding region: 1-966 (321 amino acids)
Molecular function (GO): chitosanase activity
Source: RefSeq, a predicted model, not a curated record